CAAAGAUGGCGGCCUUGUCGCAGUUGCUUUUCCCUGCCAAACAAUACUAAGAAAAUUGAUUUAACCAACUAUUUUUACACAUUUUACAAAGAAAUUUAGAUAGAUAUUUCAAUUUUUUAUUUUGCCUGUACUAGUCAUUUUGAUAAUGUGAUAAUAAGUGUACCCAUGGCUUCCAAUUCGCAAGACUCGCCUGUUCAACAGAGAUUUGUAGAGGAGAUUGAUUACAGUGAAAUACGCGAAAUAUCGAUUGUCGGUAAAGGCGCAUUCGGUGUAGUUUGGAAGGGUCUGUGGCGAAACACAUUUGUAGCUGUAAAGCAUAUAAAUUCGGAAGCUGAAAGGCGUGAAUUUGCCAUAGAAGUUAGGCAACUCUCCCGUGUUUCACAUCCCAACAUUGUACGGCUUUAUGGCGCUUGUACACAGAGGGACCACGUUUGUCUUGUAAUGGAAUACGCCGAAGGUGGCUCACUUUACAAUGUACUACACAAUCGCCCCAAACCCAAAUACACAGCGGCACAUGCUAUGAGCUGGGCACGACAGUGUGCUGAGGGUGUAGCAUAUCUUCAUGCUAUGAAACCAAAACCGCUCAUACACAGGGACUUAAAACCACCAAACCUACUUCUAGUGGGUGGUGGUCAGAGGCUGAAAAUUUGUGACUUUGGCACAGCAGUUGACAAAGCCACAUAUAUGUCUAAUAAUAAGGGUAGUGCUGCUUGGAUGGCUCCAGAGGUAUUUGAAGGGUCAUCUUAUACAGAAAAAUGUGAUGUAUUUUCAUGGGGUAUUAUUCUGUGGGAAGUACUCUCCCGAAGGAAACCUUUCGAAGAAGGAGGCUCAGCUUAUAGGAUAAUGUGGGCUGUACAUACAGGUCAAAGACCAAAUUUAAUAGAAGGCUGCCCAAGACCAAUAGAACAAUUAAUGACACAAUGUUGGCACAAAGUACCAGCAGAAAGACCGAGUAUGGCCCAGGUUGUAGAACUAAUGACGGCGCUUUGUGAGUUCUUCCCAGGCGCCGACAAGCCAAUAGACUACAAUGACUGUGAAGAGGAAGAUAUAGAUGACCACUACAUGAUGCACACAGAGGACGAGCUUGGCACCGAGACAGAUGACAUUUUAUUAUCCCAGGUACUUCUCCCAACAGACGUAGAAUACGAGAGCAUCCCCAAUCAAGCUGUGCUCAGAAAUACAAACAACUCUGUAAAGGCACCCAGGCCGCGAAGUUUCGUCGAAACGCAAGUGACAAAAAUACAAAAUCUUAUGGCGGCCGAGACGCAGCCCAAAACAUCAGCGUUGCCCCGCGAAGAGCCAGAUGCGUUAAACAGAAUAGGACCAGUAAGAAUCCCGCAACAAUUCAAACCACCCGAUGAAGCUGGCAGGUCGCCGGUAUCUAUAAAUCGAAUUUCCAGCUCUCCCGUACCUCCAGAUGGCAGGCAAUAUUUACCUAGUGAAGGCAGCACACCGCAGGACAGCUUGCUCGCUGUUAGAAGCCCAAUUAAUAUAUUUAGUGAGAGUUCCUCCCCAAAAAGAUUAUCUCCUAUAGUUUAUUAUAAUGUUGGUAACAUGAAUCCCAGGCAUAUGGAUAUAGAACAGUACUGGAAUGACAAACUAUCACCUAGAUGUUCAUCAGUGGCGACAAGUAAUUCUAAUUCACUAAGAAAAGAGGACUAUAAUCAGAACUAUUGUGAUAGAGUGAGUGCAGGAAAUAGUCCGUUGAUGCCAAUGAAAGAAUACAAUGGAAAUAUCCCACAAAGGCAGCCAAUUCAAAUGCCUUUACAAAUAGAUGUUGAUCCUAAUGCUUGGGAGUUACAAGAUCCUUCUGUUUAUGAUGAGUACCUAGGUGUCAGAAAUAGUGCUGGUUUUGACAAAUUUUACACCUUGGAUAGCAGUGGGUCGACCCAAGGCGAGGGGGCUGCCCCCCCACCAGAGCCUGAUCCAGCGCUUGACUCCAUGCACACCAUGCUCGAGCCGCAUCUAAGGCCUAUUUCCCCUGACCUCAAUAAUGAGGAGUCCAAGCGGAUAUAUGAAGAACAUAAACAAUUAGCACCAGAAUAUCUUAAGGUCCAAACCGAAUUAGCGUAUUUAAGUAACCAAAAAUCAGAAUUAGAAGCACAGAUGGACGAAGAGGAAUUACGACAAAAAAGAGAAAUUAUACAGUUAGAAAAUGAAAAGGAAUCCCUAAUCAAGUUGUACCAGAGUUUAAGAAAGCAACUGGCGCGAGUGGAGAGCAAUAGUUGGCUACCAGAGGACAUGCCGCUCGAGUGACGGCGCGGGCCCACCGCCCGCACCCCAGGGACCACAGCGUGACCACAUCGUGACCACGGCGAAACCACCGCGUGACCAUGUGACCACGGACCCAACCCGUACGCGUCGGAUUCUGUGUACUAAACUACCAGAAACUGGAGGCUGGUGUUGCACUAUUAAUAGUAGAUAUAUCGGGGCCCCAAACAAAGAAGCUUUGACAUGCCGAUAUGUAGGUAACCGUCUUGAGUAAUAAUAUCUCCCUUACACAAGUGGCAAAAGUAUCUGUCAAUAGAUUUGUUUUAUUAUUGUGUGCAAGAACAAGACAGCGGAUAUUACCUAUUCCAUCUCAUGCUUACGAUAUUGACAAGAUACUUUCCAUUUGUCUAGAGGUGUCCGUAUGACCGAUGACGAGAGUAUGACCGUUAUGGGGUUGAUAAACCAAUAAUCAAAAUUUAUGCAACACUACUGGAGGCUACCUUAGACAGCUACCUGUACUGAUCUCAAUUUUACACCAAUGAGCCUUCACGAGUAUAUUAUGCCUGUUUACAGGAUCGCAUUAUAUAUAUAAUUGCAUGUUGUGUAUGAAUUUAUAACGGUAUAGUCAUUUGCAGUGCUUUAACUUUAACUGUAGUUGAAAACUUCCUCUAACCCGUUUCGUUAGUUUUGUUAUUGUCACGCAAAUAUAUUGCAAUAGUUUUAAAACUCGUCUGGGUCGUUGCAAUAAAUAUGCGGUAGUGUGUAAGCAUUUCACUAUAACAAACUUAUGUAAACAAUGUAAUCGGAAAACAAGGUAAUAUUUUUGUUACACAGUUGACCGUAAACGUUAUACCGCGUUUUAAAGCAGUGAAGUGGCGAGACGCGGAAUGUGAUUAAUCGGGCGCACUUGAGAUGAUAAUAAUAUAUCAAAAAUGGGUCAUGCAUCCUUCAUUUCUCAAUGUCAAAAGCCUUGAUCGUUUUUAUAAGACACAUUUUUAGUUUAGUCGUUUUAAGUCACUUCAAUAUGUAACCAAAGAAUAUUAAUUUAAUUAUUAGUUUAAUAAUCUAAAGUUCCCGAAUUUAUCGUCUUACUUAAUAUAGAAAUAUUUUCAUUCUAAGAUAUAAUAUUAAUAUAGCUUAUUGAAUUAGUAUUAAAUUAGUAAAAAUCAAAGAUUUCUCCAUACAUAAUAAAAUGACAAAAUAUUUUAAGUUUAUAAUAUCGAUCUCGUGUCCUGCACCUUUUUUCUCGCACACGCCUCUCGCCGUUCAACUCUGUAUAGCGCUUACGGUCAAACUAUACAGCAAUAUUUCUUAAUAUUUUUAUAAUCCCACCACAAUGAUUUAUGUAUUUGGUUUUUUCAUUGUAGUGAAUUUGUAGUAUUUGUUAUAAGAGCACGUUUUAGUGCUUAUUAAUGUGCGCGCAAAAUAUGAAUUUGAAGCAAGAUAUCUAUUAAUAUACCAAGGUAUUAUUAUAAAUAAUAUAAUAAUAUCAAUUGGCGUAAAUAGUUUUGCGCAUAUGCAUUUGUUUCAUAAUGUAUAAAUGUAAGAUAGUUAAGUAUAAAAUGUUAAGUUUAAUAAAUAAAAUGAUGAUUCAUA
Molecule: messenger RNA, 3807 nt
Organism: Galleria mellonella (greater wax moth)
Lineage: Eukaryota; Metazoa; Arthropoda; Insecta; Lepidoptera; Pyralidae
Gene: Tak1
Product: mitogen-activated protein kinase kinase kinase 7-like
Exons: 10
Coding region: 166-2256 (696 amino acids)
Biological process (GO): JNK cascade; positive regulation of canonical NF-kappaB signal transduction; protein phosphorylation
Molecular function (GO): MAP kinase kinase kinase activity; magnesium ion binding; ATP binding
Source: RefSeq, a predicted model, not a curated record